UGGCGGCGCUGCGGCCGCCGUAGUGAUGUAGCGCCGUAACGGGGCGGGACCCGAUGGCGGCGUUCGGUCGCUACAAGGCGCAGCGCCUGGAGCGGGCGGACCGCAGCCGGAGCGGAGCGUUGGACGAGCGGGCGGCGGGAGUGGUGCGGCUGCUGAACCGGAACGAGCCGUUCUGCACCACCAGCUCCUGCGCCGGACGCAUCGUGCUGGCACAGGGACGCGCAGUGCGCAGCCAUGGGCUGCCGGGCGCCGUGCCGAGCGAUGGGAUGCUGUAUGAUGGGAUGCCGAGCGGUGGGAUGCCGAGCGAAGGGAUGCCGAGCGAUGGGAUGCUGUAUGAUGGGGUGCCGUGCGCCGUGCCGAAGCGGCAGUGCCGGUGGCUGCUGGUUUCGCACGAGCCGUGCGGACAACGCGACGUGAUGGCAGCGCUGGAAAAAGCCACCGGUGACGUCGUGUUCAAGUUUGAGCCGUUUGUGCUUCACGUGAUGUGUCGGGAGCUGCAGGACGCGCAGCUGCUGCAUUCGGUGGCUAUGGAGUCUGGGUUCAAGAACUCUGGCAUCACCAUUGGCAAAGGAGGAAAAAUUAUGAUGGCUGUCCGGAGCGCUCAUUGCUUGGAAGUUCCAUUGAGCCACAUGGGGAAACUGAUGGUCUCUGAAGAAUAUAUUGAAUUUCUGGUGCAUGUGGCUAAUCAGAAAAUGGAAGAAAAUGCACGGAGGAUUGACAGGUUCUACAAGCACUUGGAGGCAGCCCUGGAAGCAGCAGGUGGUGCAAGCAGCUCGCCCUCCACAGACACAGGGCAGGCUCGUGCUGUCUAUGUCCGCAGAAGGAAAAGGAGGACUGCCCGAGUGCAGGACGUGCUCCCUUCACCAGAGCGUCCUAACAAGGAGUUGGAGCCUGGGGAUGACCCAGAGGGCAGCCUUGAUAUUUUUGCUGGCAUCACGCUAUAGACUCUGCCACUCAGAGGCAAAUGGCAAACUGGACAAUACGUGUGGUGCUCUUUAUAAGAGAUAUAAAUAUUGCUCUGUUCUGAGUAGUAAAACUGCUGGGCAUAACCAGAAGAGAAAAAAAAAAAACAAAAAACAAAACAACCCACGAGAUCAUUAAACAGAAUUGUGAACAGAAGCACAGAGAACAAAACCUCAAUGUUUUAGGCUGUUUUCUUUGUUUUUCACAGCACUGUUGCAUUUACACUCUUACUGUGUAAGUCGGUUAUCAUAAAGCUCACUGUUUUGCUGCA
Molecule: messenger RNA, 1234 nt
Organism: Coturnix japonica (Japanese quail)
Lineage: Eukaryota; Metazoa; Chordata; Aves; Galliformes; Phasianidae
Gene: TYW3
Product: tRNA-yW synthesizing protein 3 homolog
Source: RefSeq, a predicted model, not a curated record